Molecule: messenger RNA, 1140 nt
Organism: Nipponia nippon (crested ibis)
Lineage: Eukaryota; Metazoa; Chordata; Aves; Pelecaniformes; Threskiornithidae
Source: RefSeq, a predicted model, not a curated record
AUGGUGUCCGUCACAAUGGCGACAUCUGAAUGGAUUCAGUUUUUCAAGGAAGCUGGGAUCCCCCCGGGCCCCGCCGUCAACUAUGCCGUCAUGUUUGUGGAUAACAGGAUCCAGAAGAACAUGUUGAUGGAUCUCAACAAGGAGAUCAUGAAUGAGCUGGGCAUCACAGUGGUGGGAGACAUCAUCGCCAUCCUCAAACACGCCAAAAUUGUGUACAGGCAGGAGAUGUGCAAGGCGGCCACUGAAUCGCUCUGCCCCGGCUCUCCCAGCGUUCAAGCUGAGCUGCGCCGCAAUGCCAAUACCGCCAGCCGGAUGAUUGCUAACAGCUUGAGCAGAGACUCACCUCCCACCACCCCCCUCCGACAACGGCCCCACACCUCCAAAAUCUCCGUCACCGUUUCCAACAAACUGGCCGCUGCGAAGGCAGGUUUAUGCGAUGCAGCAGAUGAAAAUCCAACGAUCCCGGUAAAACGCCGCCGGGUGACAGCGGAAAUGGAAGGGAAAUACAUCAUCAACAUGCCCAAGGGCACCACGCCAAGGACAAAGAAAAUCCUGGAGCAGCAAGCAGCCAAAGGUCUGCAGAGGACAUCUGUCUUCGACCGGCUGGGAGCCGAGGCAAAAGCAGAUACGACCACAGGAGGGAAGCCCACGGGAGUCUUCAGCAGACUGGGUGAUGCCUUGGGGACCGAUGGGGACAAAGCCACCGAGAGCGACGACGACUGCUCUGUCCUCCAGUAUGCCGGCGUCCUAAAAAAACUCGCCAAACCUCCCCGUAAGGAAAGCAUUGAGGCAGGAGGGACCAUCAAGGCGAAAGCCACCAGUUCAGAAGCCAAACCAGGCACCGUCACUGCUGCCAUCCAGCGGCUUGGUCACAGGAACGCCGCCGGUAUCCGUAUGGCAGCGAAACCGCAACCAGCGGCAUCCAAAAUCGGCGUCAUCAGUAUUGCCACAGCGCCGGUCGAAGCCCAGGAUGGUGACGUCACCAGCACGAAGGAUAAAAGCGAACCCGGAUUUCGGGUGACGAUCAAAAGGACAUGGGGGUGUGGGAAGGUGAGCAGCACCAGCGAGACCCCUGGCGCUCAGAUGGACAGCGCCGGCACCGUUAGCGUCUUUAAACGGCUGGGGAAGAAACCGGAUUGA